This is a messenger RNA of Salvelinus sp. IW2-2015, 11822 nucleotides long. Lineage: Eukaryota; Metazoa; Chordata; Actinopteri; Salmoniformes; Salmonidae. The record is from RefSeq and is a predicted model, not a curated record.
AUGUAUCCUCUCCACAGAGCUCCAACUAACAGCAGUACAGUAGUCCACCUCCUGCCCCUGCCAGUGCACUCCAGGGGAGAUGGGGUGCGUGUACGCUGGUCCCAGGAGGCCCCCCAGGGACCCGAAGGCUACGAGUCGUGCUGGGGCCUGGACAACGUACUCCUGGUCAACGCUGCUUACAGACCCCCCCUACUGGAGGAUAAUCUGGACCCCCCAGACACAGCCAACUGGCUCUUCUUCCCUGGGGCUACCGUCAAGCGUGCCUGUCAGUCAGAGGGCAACACCCUGUAUUUCCAUGGCAACAUCGAGGAUGGGGUGGGCCACACCUUCGCCUCCACCAGAGACAUUGACCUCCACCGAGAGGAGGGUCGGAGCUACUGGGAGGAGGACUUUGAGAGUCUGCCCACCAACUGGGACAUCGAGGGGGCUGUGUAUGGGACCCAUUGUGGGGAGAUAGAGUCAGGCAUGGCCCUGGUGUUUGAGAGGGACGGAGAGAGGAAGAUGUGUACUCCCUACCUGGAUACCACCUCCUUCGGAAACCUUCGGUUCUACUUCACCAUGGGUGGUGGGGAGUGUGACCCAGGAGAGUCCCAUGAGAAUGAUGUCAUCUUGUUUGGGAGGUCAGAGGGGAGACGAGACCUUGUGCUGUUGGAUACCCUGCCGUACUCCUCUUAUAGGACUCCGUCAGUAGUGUCAGUAGCCCUGCCCACAGACCUCCAGACCCCCAUCACCCAGUUCUGCCUGGAGCAGCGGUUACAUGGCGGUGCCAACCGUCACGUCUGGGCAGUAGACUUCAUGCAGCUGCUGCCUGUCCUUCCUGGCACACAUACCCAUGUAGCACAGUUCUCCAUCAAUCUGGGCUGUGGGUCCUACCAGCCUUCCAACAGUGUCAAUCUGGAGUUUUCCACCAAUCACGGUCGUUCCUGGUCGCUGCUCCACACGGAGUGUCUUCCAGAUUUGUGUGCUGGCCCCCACCUACCACACAGCACCAUCUACUCCUCAGACAACUACAGCGGCUGGACUAGGAUCUCCAUCCCACUGCCCAACGCUGCCUUGACUGAGACCACACAGUUCCGCUGGAGACAGAGUGGCAUGGGUGCUGGCAACAUGUGGGCCAUAGACAAUGUGUACAUUGGUCCGUCCUGCCUACGUUUCUGCUCUGGAAGAGGACACUGCUCCCGCACCGGCUGCAAGUGUGACCCAGGGUUCAGUGGUCCAGCGUGUGAGCUGGCAUCCCAGACAUUCUCUGCCUUCCUGUCUGAGGGCUUCUCCUCCCCCAGACUCUCCUCCUACCACAGUUUCUCCUCCCUGAGGGGAGCGGAGGUGAGUUUCGGCUGUGGGGUUCUGGCCAGUGGCAAGGCUUUGGUCUUCAACAGGGACAGCAGACGACACCUGGUGACCACACCGCUCGACAGCUCUCAGGCCAGGUACCUCCAGUUCACUUUGCGUCUGGGAAGUCGUAGCAUCCUGAGCUCCUGUCCUGCCCCUGACCAACCAGGAGAAGGUGUGUUGCUGCACUUCUCCUCAGACAAUGGCAUUACCUGGACCCUGCUGCAACACUACGCAUAUAAGGGCUUCCACGAACCCAGGAUUGUAUCAGUGGAGCUCCCCCCCGGUGCCCGUAAGUUUGGGGUGCAGUUCCGUUGGUGGCAGCCGUACCACUCUGGGCGUGGGCAUGACGUUUGGGCAGUGGAUGAGAUCACUAUGACCUCUGUGCUGUUCAACACCAUAAGUCUGGACUUCAGUAAUGUACUUGACGUCACUCAGAGUCUGGGCUUCUACCUGGGGCACGUUCAGCCCUACUGCCAGCACGACUGGACACUCAGUUUCUCAGGCGAGCCCAGCCCAGGCUCCAGUAUCCGUUAUGUGGAGACCCAGUCCAUGCAGAUUGGAGCCUCCUACACACUGCAGUUCUCGUUGGUCAUGGGCUGCGGCCGAGACCCCUCCCCCCACAUCGACACACAGGUCCGCCUGGAGUUCUCCACCAAUCAUGGCCUGACCUGGCACCUGGUCAAAGAGGCCUGCCUACCAGGGAUGCCCAGCUGUUCAGAGUUCACUGCUCCCAGUGUGUACCAUCCCUCUGAGUUCACUGACUGGAGACGCAUCACUCUGCCCCUGCCUCAUAGAGCAUGGUCCAGUGCCACGCGGUUCCGUUGGAUCCAGAACUACUAUGGAGAGCAGGAUGAAUGGGCUCUGGAUGACAUCUACAUCGGACAGCAGUGCCUUCAGAUGUGCCACGGACACGGAUGGUGCGACCACGGACACUGCAGGUGUGAUGAAGGUUUCUCAGGUCCAGACUGCCAGGCAUCCUCUCCUCUUUCUUCCAGCAUCCUGUCAGACUUUGAGUCCCAGGAUGGUCUGCUGGCCGUGUGGCAGGAGGUGAUUGGUGGAGAGGUGGUAACACCUGACAUGGGCUGUGGGGUGGUCUCCUCUGGGUCCUCGCUCUACUUCAGCAAGGCCGGAUUGAGGCAGCUGGUGAGCUAUGACCUGGACACAGAGUGGGCGGAGUUUGUCCAGUUUUACCUGCGUGUGGGCGGAGACUGGGUACAAUGUAACAUGGCAGACAGCAGGGAGGAAGGAGUGCUGCUGCAGUACAGUAAUGACGGAGGAAUCAGCUGGGGACUCAUCGCUGAGAUGUACUUCACCGACUUCACCAAGCCACGGUUUGUCCACUAUGAGUUGCCACAGGCCUCUAAGACCCCGUGUACCCGGUUCAGAUGGUGGCAGCCCCUUCACUCUGGGGACGGCUACGACCAGUGGGCCAUCGAUGAUGUCAUCAUCUUGUCAGAGAGAGAGAAACACAUCAUCCCCAUGGCCAACCCCACUAUGCCACAGAACUUCUAUGAGAAGCCGGCGUUUGACUACCCUCUGAACCAGAUGAGUGUGUGGCUCAUGCUGGGCAAUGAGGGUAUGGAAAAGGAGAGGAACAGCAGCUUCUGUGCUCCCACCCCCUCUGCUAUGGUGUUCGGGCGAUCUGACGGAGACAGGGUGGCAGUGACCAGAGACCUGGUGCUAAGACCAGGGUACACACUGCAGUUUAAGUUGAACAUCGGUUGCGAGUCUCAGUUCAGUGCAUCGGCCUCAGUCCUGCUGCAGUACUCCCAUGAUGCUGGCCGUACCUGGGCGCUGGUGAAGGAGGGCUGUUACCUAGGAUCCUCUGGGGCGGGCGGCUGUGAGGGCAGUGUGCGGGAGCUCAGGGAACCCACUGUCUAUGCCACGGGAGACUACGAAAGCUGGACCAGGGUUACCAUUGUCAUUCCGCGUAACGUGGCCGCCAGGUGUAUUACUGAAGAUUCUGUCACUGAGGAGGACUUUCUGGUCGCCGUAGGAGAGAKGGAGGGCACAGAGGAGCUCCUCCGGGAAGCGAUGGAGGUGUCUCGCCUGCUUUCCCUGCUCCAGAGGGAUGUGGUUACCUCCCAGUGCCAUCUCUGGCUGGUCCAAUCCCGUCUGCCAUCUGCUCUCCAGAGCACAUUUGCCACUCCCCCCAUCACCCCAGGGCUGACGUUUGGCCCAGGGGUUGAUGACAUUCUGGAGCAGACCGAUAAAGUUCGUAGGGACCGUGAGACCCUGAGACGGUUCAUGCCGCCUCCUCAGGCCCCCGGUCCAAGGCAGAUGGACCGUCACCACCCACCUGCACCCGAGCAACGGGGCCUUCGUGUCACCACGGUGGCCAACCCCCUGAAGAAGAAAACCCUGCGGCUGGAGAUCCUGGGGCAGGCCAUGUCCAGGUUUGUGAUGCUGGACCUGAGGGAUGCGAGCUCCAUCUCUGGGCUUGUACCUGGCAUCCUGAAUGUGACAGCGGAUAUGCUCUCGAGGGAGGGCCCGCGACCUUGGGACUGGAGCCUACAUCCCCAGGUGGUGCAGCACCUGUGGGACAAGUUCGGGAGGGCGGAGGUGGACCUGUUUCCUCCCUGGACAAUGAACACUGCCCCCUGUGUGGUGGGGGAGUCUGGAUCUCCCUCCGGCAUGCUGUGCCCUGUGCGGGCACUGGCUGCCUAUGUGGAGCAGAUAUGGUACUAUCGGGUAAAUGUGGUACUUCCCUCUGCCAUUGGUUCAGCAGUCCUGGGCAUCGCCUCCCUUUCCGGGGACUGUGCCGACUUUGCCGGGACCCCCUUCCAACAUUGGCCCCUGCGUCUCGGUCCCGCGCUGGGACUUCGUCGCUGGCUGGCCAGGUCCCUGRAGCACCGACUAAAUCUGAUACGGGCAGUGGAGGAGGUGCCCGGUACGAGUGAUGGGAUGCAAGUGGAGAGUGUUGAGAGGGAUGUGGUGGAGGGGAGUCAGGGGUUUGUGGCCCCUGUUGAGGAGGAUAUGGAUAUGGACAUUUUUGAUAUUCCUAUUGAUAUGAUAGCUGCUGGCAACGACUCAAUUUACAAUCUAGAUGAGGUAAAUGGGUUCCUGGACCAGACUUUUGGGAAAUCUGGAGUGAUAGUCCAGUUCUCUCACCACAACGGGGUUCAAGUGGCAGUUUCUCUACGGCUUGUCCAGUUCUACAUCCGUAUUGGAGGGAAGAAUGUUGGACCCACCUGCACCAGACCUCGCUCCCGCAACGAAGGAGUGAUAGUCCAGUUCUCCACCAACAACGGGGUUCAGUGGCAGUUCCUACGUGAGCUGGACUUUGGUUCCUUCCUGGAUUCCCAGGUGGUCACCAUCGAGCUGCCUCCACCCGCCAAGACUCCCUACACUGUGUUCCGCUGGUGGCAGCCACAGCAGGGUAAACACUCAGCCCAGUGGGCUCUGGAUGAUGUUCUGAUCGGUAUAAAUGACAGCUCCAGGACUGGCUUCCAUGAUAAGUUUGACGGGACGUCUCCUCUGAGACACAACUGGUACCGUGUCCAGGGGGGAGAGGUCACAGUGGACUGUUUGUCUCUGGACACAGCUCUGUCCUUCAGCAGCGACACCACUGACAAGAAGCCGCGGUAUGCAGAGAGCUGGGACUUUGAGGUGUCCGGCUCCUCCUUCCUGCAGUUUGAACUGUCUAUGGGCUGCAGCAAGGUUGCCACCUCAUCCCACGGUGUCAGGCUGGAGUACUCCACGGACUGUGGGCGCCACUGGGCCCUGCUUACCCCAGAGUGUGUUCCACCUGCCAUCGGCUGUGCCGGCUACACCAUGAGCUCAGUCUACACCGCUACACAGUACAACCGCUGGAGGAGGGUUACGGUGUACCUGCCCAGCGCUGCCAAUUCUCCCAGGACUCGGUUCAGGUGGAUCCAGCCCCACUUCAUCCCUGGGGCGGACGGUUGGGCCUUGGACAACGUGCUGCUGGCCCCUGGCUGCCCCUGGAUGUGCUCUGGACACGGACUCUGUGACAACGGAUGCUGUUUGUGUGACCGGGGUUAUGGUGGGGCCCACUGCGUGCCCUUGGCCCCCCUCCCCUCCAUUCUGAGAGACGACUUCAACGAGAACCUGGCGGCGGAGCAGUGGCCUGAGGUGUACGGGGCUGAGAGGGGGACUCUCAGUGGGGAGCCCCUCAAAUCUGGCACCGCACUAAUCUUCAAAGGGGAAGGUCUGCGUAUGUUGGUGUCAAGGGACAUGGACUGCACCAGCACUCUCUACAUCCAGUUCUCCUUCAAGUUCAUCACUAAGGGUGUCCCAGAGCGCCCCCACUCGGUGCUACUACAGUACACUGUGAACGGGGGGAUCAGUUGGCUGUUGUUAGAUGAGUUUUACUUCCCUACUUCCACCGAUACGCUGUUCAUCCACCUUCCUCUGCCCACCAGUGCCCAGACCAACGCUACCCGCUUCAGGCUCUGGCAGCCCUACAACAGCGGUAAAAAAGAGGAGGUGUGGGUGAUUGAUGACCUGAUCAUCGAUGGCAGCUCGCUCAACAACCCUCCUGUAGUCUCUGACAGCUUCGAGGGCGGACCCCAGGAUUACAACUGGCUCUUCUACCCAGGAGGCAACACUGGACUCUACUGCCCCUACCAGAAGAGUGGCCUGGAGGACGAUGAGUCUGCCAUGGUGUUUGUCUCCAGCGAGUUGGGAGAACAUUCCAUUACCACCAGAGACAUUGAUGUCAAUGAAAACACCAUCAUACAGUUUGAGAUCAACGUGGGCUGCACGGCAGAUUCUUCCUCCUCUAACCCAGUGAGACUGGAGUUCUCCAGGGACUUUGGGGCUACAUGGCAUCUCCUGGUGCCCCUGUGUUCGGGGGGCCCUCAGCCCUCAUCCCUAUGCUCCACAGAGCUGCACCCCGCCAGCGUCUACUACCCCGGGACAACACAGGGCUGGAGGAGGGAGGUCAUCCACUUCGGCAAGCUCAGACUCUGCGGAUCCAUCCGGUUCCGUUGGUACCAGGGCUUCUACUCCAGCGGUUCAUCCCCCCCUACCUGGGCUUUGGACAGUGUGUACAUUGGCCCCCAGUGCCAGGACAUGUGUAACGGACACGGGUCAUGUGUGAGGGGUACACACUGUGUGUGUGACUCGGGAUACUCAGGACCAGACUGCUCCCAACCUGACACAUCCAACCCUGACUUCCUCAAGGAAGACUUUGAAGGAGGGGCGGUGGAUGCUGACCGGUUUAGGCUGCUGAGUGGAGGGAAACCUAGCAGGAAAUGUGGCAUCAUGUCCAGUGGGAACCACCUGUUCUUCAGCGAGGACGGCCUUCGCAUGCUGGUCACCAACGACAUGGACCUUUCCAACGCAAGAUUUAUUCAGUUCUUCCUGCGUCUGGGCUGUGGUAAGGCCUCCCCAGACCCCCGCUCCCAGCCUGUCCUGCUCCAGUUCUCUGUAGACGGGGCUCUGACCUGGGGCCUGCUGCAGGACUUCUUCUUCUCCAACAGCAGUAACCAGGCUCGCCUUGUGGCCCUGGAGAUCCCUCUGCGUGCCCGUACCUCCUCCACGCGCCUACGCUGGUGGCAGCCCUCUGAGAAUGGACACUUCUAUAGUCCAUGGGUUAUUGACCAGGUGGUGGUGGGUGGCAGUGCCAGUGGCUGGGGUCCUUUAGAAGACGACUUCUCCUCUAUGGACGGGCGUUCCUGGCUGCUCCACCCCGGGGGUACCCGCAUGCCCGUGUGUGGUUCUGACGGGGCAGCCUUCGCUUUCAUAGAGAAGUCCAACACGCGCUACGCUGUCACCACAGACAUCAGCCUGGGACAGGAUGCUUUCAUACAGUUUGAUUUCUCAGCUUCAUGCUCUGUCACAAACUCCUGCUACGCCAUUGAGCUUGAGUAUUCUCUGGACCUGGGUCUGCACUGGCAGCCUCUGGUGCGUGACUGUCUCCCCACCAGUCAAGACUGCUCCUCCUACACCCUACAGAGACUGCUGGUGGCAGACAUAUACAACAAGUGGGGCCGAGUCACUCUGCCCAUUCCCACCUACGCCAGGUCUCCAGCUACGCGGUUCCGUUGGUUCCAGCAGGCUCCAUUUGACAAGCAGCAGACCUGGGCUCUGGACAACCUCUACAUCGGAGACGGCUGCUCCGACAUGUGCUCCGGACAUGGACGCUGCCAGCAGAGCUCCUGUGUGUGUGACCAAGAGUGGGAAGGCGAGUACUGUGAUGAGCCUGUGGCCCCCCUGCCCUCCCAGCUGAAGGACAGUUUCAGCCGGGCCCCCUCUCUUAGCCACUGGCACCUGGUAACCGGGGGAAAGCUCAGCACUGUGUGUGGGGCCGUGGCAUCUGGGGCUGCACUGCACUUCAGCGGGAGUUGUAGUCGUCAGCUGGUGACGGUGGAUCUGAACCUGACCAACGCAGAGUUCAUCCAGUUCUACUUUAUGUAUGGCUGCAUGACCCCGCCGAGCAACCGUAACCAGUGUGUACUACUGGAGUUCAGUCUGAAUGGUGGAAUCAACUGGAUCCUGUUGACAGAGAUCUUUUACGACCUGUACAGAAAGCCUGGAUUCGUCAAUGUACUGCUGCCCCAUGCGGCCCGUCAGGAGGGUGUGCGUGUGCGCUGGUGGCAACCGACCCACGAGGGGUCCGACCACAGUGACUGGGCACUGGAUAACGUCCUAAUCGCUGGUUCCGACCCGCGGGCACAGAUCUCUGACACCUUCGGAGGGGUGGCGCUGCCUAACCACGAGAGAGCGCCCGCUGAUGGUACCCCCACGGGCAGGAUAGGCCUGUUGAAUGAGGGAGAGGAGGAGAGCACCUCAGGUAUAUACACAGGGGAUCUGGACGAGACCACAACAUACACCACCACAGUGAGUGAUCACUGGCUGUUCAGUGAGGACUGUGUGGUACAGAGAUUCUGUAGUUCUCCAGACGGUGUGAUGGUGUGUGGUAGUGACGACGGGAGAGAGGUCUACGCUGUCACACAUGACAUCAUACCUGACAAAGACUGGGUCAUGCAGUUCAAGAUUGUGGUGGGCUGCAGUGUGCCGGAGCGCCAUGCCGAGCAUCAGGUCCAUGUCCAGUAUUCUGUGGACUUCGGUGUCUCCUGGAGGUACCUGGUGCCCCAGUGUCUCCCUGCUGACCCCUGCUGUGGAGGACAGAUCUCCCAGCCCAGUGUCUUCUUCCCUGCCCAGGGUUGGAAAAGGGCCGUCUACCCCCUAAAGGACAGCCUGGCAGACACGGCGGUGCGUUUCCGGUUCUACCAGCAGCACAGUGAUACKCAGUGGGCWGUGGAGAACUUCUACAUUGGGCCAGCGUGUGACAGCCAUUGUGGGGGACAUGGAGAGUGUCUGGACCAGCGAUGUAUCUGUGAACCAGGCUUCACCGGACCCAGCUGCUACGCCAGCACUGCACUCAAGACAUCUCUGAAGGAGCGUUUUGACUGGGAGGGGCCGCCGGGCCCUCAGUGGCAGGUGUUGGAGGGGGGUCGCCCCUGCACUGAUUGUGGGGUUCUGGUGGAGGGGACCGCUUUGUACUUUGCAGGAGCAGACGCCAGGCAGGCCAUCACCGCUGACCUCGACCUCAGAGGAGCCAAGUUUGUAGAGUACUGGGCCAGGAUAGGAAGUGAAGACAACAUGACCAUGUGCCAUCGCCCUACCUGUCGCAAAGAGGGAGUGCUCCUGGACUACUCCAAAGACGGAGGUGUGUCCUGGACCCUGCUUCAUGAGAUGGACUAUCUGAAGUACGUGUCUGUGAGGCGUGAUUACAUUGUUUUACCAGAGGGGGCGCUGUCUAACACCACACGGCUGCGGUGGUGGCAGCCCUUCUCUGUCUCCUCCGGUCUGGCAUCACCCGGGCUGGAGCGUGCUCAGUGGGCUGUAGACAACAUCCUGGUGGGAGGGUCUGACAUCAACCCCUCCACCCUGCUCGACACCUUCGAUGACGAGGGUGUGUCCCAUGAGGAGAGCUGGAGCUUCUAUCCCAACGCGGUGCGUACGGCUGGAUUUUGUGGCAACCCAUCCUUCCACCUCUACUGGCCCAACAAGAACCAGGACAAAACACACAACAUCCUAGCCACCCGAGAGCUUAUAGUACAGCCUGGAUACAUCCUACAGUUCAAGAUUGUGGUGGGCUGUGAGGCAGACAGCUGUGAAGACCACCAUUCUGUCCUGCUGCAGUACAGGAAGGAUGCCAGGUCUGACUCAUGGCAGCUGGUCCAGUCAGAGUGUCUUCCCUCCUCUGUGAACAACGUGGGCUGCUCUCCCUUCAUGUUCCAUGAAUCUACCAUCUACAGUCCUGUCAACAGCUCUACCUGGACCAGAGUCACUGUCCAGCUGCCUGACCACGUCUCCUCAGGUGCCACACAGUUCCGUUGGAUCCAGAAGGAGGGCGUUGGCGAGCGUCACGGCUGGGGGGUGGACCACAUGUARAUUGGGGAGGCGUGCCCAGGGCUGUGUAGUGGUCAUGGUUACUGUACUAGCGGAGUGGUCUGUAUCUGUGACGAGGGACACCAUGGUGAUGACUGCUCCCUGUCUGGCAGUGACCUACCCAGCUCCAUAAAGGAUAACUUUGAGUCAGGCAGCAUGUCAGAGGAGAGCUGGCAACUCAUCCAGGGUGGCGGGGUGGGAAGUGGGUGUGGUCAGCUCUCUCCCCACGCSCACGGUGACUCGCUCUACUUCAACGGCUGUAAGAUGAGGCAGGCUGUCACCAAGCCACUCGACCUGACACGAGCCAGUAAGAUCAUGUUCGUCCUGCAGAUAGGUAGUGUGUCCCAGACAGACAGUUGUAACACAGCCCUGGACCAGCCUGACACAGUGGACAGAGCUGUGCUGCUACAGUACACUGUCAAUAAUGGAGUUAGCUGGCACGUGAUCGCCCAGCACCAGCCCAAAGACUUCAUCAAGGCCCAGAGGGUUUCCUACAACAUCCCACUAGAGGCGAGAGUUAAAGGGGUGGAGCUGCGGUGGUGGCAGCCGCGUCACGACGGUGUGGGACAUGACCAGUGGGCGCUGGACCAUGUGGAAGUAGUUCUAGUCAGCACUCGUAAACAAAACUAUAUGAUGAACUUUGCCAGACAGACCGGCCUACGCCACUACUACAGCCGGAAGAGGCGGGCACUGCUACAACAUCGUGCCUAACCUCUGAGAAGAGGAUCCAUCCUACGACCUGCCAAUCACACAUAUGACCUACCAACCAACCACAUUCCUUUCUCCUGAUGACAUAUCACCCUGUUGAGUCCCACCCACCAGCCAAUGGAUUCCAGUCAGCCUUGGACCACACUCCCUCCCUCUCCAACCUUCCAAUCCCCACUCUGCCAGACAUGGGCCCAUCCCAUCAGUGUACGCUGUAGCCAGUCAGAAGCCUUCCCCACCCCCAUAUGAUGGGAAGUAAGGAGACGUGACGGAGCAACAAAGGCAACCAUUUUGUUGACUUUUCAUUAACUUUCGGGUUUCUAGUUGUUUUCUAAUCGUUGCUCUACAUGGUUAUUAUGAUAUGAUGAUUCCCUGUUCCAGUUGCGAUACGAUGAUAUCCCCUGGCUUUCCCCGUCACCCCAUCCUACCCACCUCCUAGUCCUACUACUACCACACUGUGAAGUUAUUCCGAGAAAUCAGUAAUGACCAGGUAGCAUAGAGUUGGAUAGAGGGCACACUGUCACAGAAGUGAUAAUGGAAAAGAUAGGGAGUGAGCCCCUUUCCAACUCUAUGCCAGGGAGCUGGGCUAGCUGGAUGCUUCCAAGAUCAACUGAGCCGCAGGGAGGAAAAUUCCUCUGCUUCGCGCCAGUACCUGAGGAGGAGGAUGAUGAUGAUGGAGAUGAGGAUCAUAACAGUGAUAAGGAUGCUAAAAAAAAAGUACUGUGUUCUUGCUGUUCUGUUCAGUGUGUCUGUGUUCUUUUCGUGAUGGUUUGACUGUUGUGUUCCGUUCAUUCGUUUUUUACUAAUUCAUAUUGUGCUAUUUUUGAUUGGAUUAGUUUUUUCUCGGUUCCGUCUCCUCAGAGGCAGACGGAAGAAAGGAAAGAAGGAAAGAACAAAUCGCAAAAGUGGGGAACAAAAGACAGAAAAUAGAAGACAAAAAAGAAAACAAAUUUAAGACUGAACAAUGAUUUUUUUAUUUUAUUAUUUUUAUAUAUGUUGGUUCCCGAAAAUACAGAUAUUUAUGGUAAGCGGUUCUCCACGUAACCUAUUUAAAGAUACACUGUGCGUGAAAUCUGUGUUAUUUUCUAGUGUUAAGUUAUUAGGCAGUCAUCCAGCCUCUCUCAAGGCUAUCGGGCUGCAACAUCCCCCCCUCCGCCCCCCUCCUCUCCCUUCCCUCCCCCAUUCUCUUGUGCUGUUACCCGCAUCUCUCUCUUUCUCUCUGCUAAAUUCUGCUCCCUGGAGAUGAGGCUCCAUCAGUGUUGUUUCUUGAAGUCUAAUGUGUAAUGUGGACCCUCUCCCAGCCCUAUCUCUCAGUGUAACUCCAGUAUAGCAGUCUCCUGUACAUACAGUAUAUGUAUAUCCACUAUGCGGAGACCCAGCAGCCUUAUAAAAGGGAAAUAAAGAACUGUCCAAACCUCAGA